Messenger RNA from Dicentrarchus labrax (European seabass), 1557 nucleotides. RefSeq names its product claudin 10a (gene cldn10a). The record is from RefSeq and is a predicted model, not a curated record. Gene Ontology annotation, molecular function: structural molecule activity. The coding region runs from base 1 to 699 and encodes 232 amino acids. Gene Ontology annotation, cellular component: plasma membrane; bicellular tight junction. NCBI's taxonomy places the organism in Eukaryota, Metazoa, Chordata, Actinopteri, Moronidae. Gene Ontology annotation, biological process: cell adhesion; bicellular tight junction assembly. The transcript has 5 exons.
AUGGGCAACAUGGCAACAGAGAUCGUUGCCUUUCUCCUGACCAUCUCGGGCUGGAUCCUGGUGUCGUCCACACUACCUACGGACUACUGGAAGGUGUCCUCUGUGGACGGGACGGUCAUCACCACGGCUACCUUCUGGUCCAACCUAUGGAAAACGUGUGUGACUGACUCCACCGGUGUGUCCAACUGCAAGGACUUUCCUUCAAUGCUGGCUCUGGAUGCCUACAUCCAGGUGUGUCGGGGUCUGAUGAUUGCCGCCGUAUGUCUGGGUUUCUUUGGUGCCGUCCUCGCCUUGAUAGGAAUGAAAUGCACAAAAAUAGGAGGUUCGGAGACGACCAAGGCUCGCCUGACCGUCCUCUCGGGCUUCCACUUCAUUCUCAGCGGCCUUUGCUCCAUGAUCGCAUGCUCCAUAUAUGCUCGCAGGAUCACAACAGACUUCUUUGACCCCCUCUUUGUUGCCCAGAAGUUCGAACUGGGAGCAGCUCUCUUCAUUGGCUGGGCUGGAUCUGUGCUGUGCAUCCUCGGAGGACUUAUCUUCUGUCUCUCCCUGUCUGAAGGCUUCAGUAUCAGAGCUGAAUACUCCUAUAGUGGAGCGGCAUCGUUUGUGACAGCACGCAACAAGCACAGCAAGACAGUCAACAGCCUCCACAAGGAACCACGAGAGCCAUCGAGACAGUUCGGAAGAAAUGCCUACGUGUGAAAGCGGACUCUAUCUUGUUGUCACGUGACUUGAUUGUGGAUCAUAAUAGUUUGUGGUCAUCAGAAACUAUUUCACCAGUAGAAACCAAGGACAGCAUUCACUUGGCUCAAGUGUGCUUAAUGUGACAGUUUACAUAUUUUAUUGAUUUUAAGCAGUCGGAUUCCUCUUUAAAUUUGGCUGCUUUUUGGGACUUUUCUGUCAAUGGUCCGUACGUAAAAGAUACGCUUGUUUUUCUUUUAGGGCAGGAAAUUUGAUUUGGCACAAAACACUGUUCAAACUCUCCGGUCACCUUCAACAAGCUGGCCCCUCCUGCCUGUCUCACAUAGACUGGUCACAUUAAAUCUCUUUUAUAAUUCCAGAGUCAAAGGCCAAUUGGACAUCAGUAUUUAAAGCAGUCUGUUAUAGAUUUUAAAGCUUUUUUUUUAGCAUUUUGUCCCCAUAAAAACUAGAGGAUGUCACACAGAUUAUGUUCUCUGAAUAAUAUGGUGUUGUAAAUUAAUUAAACAUGAUUUUUUUGUAUUUUUCCACUAAAAUUGAUCAUUUUAAGCAGGUUUUCAUAGGAUUACAAUGUAUUUUUUAAUUACAAUAUAUAAAAAAUACAGGUUGAGUACUUAAAAACCUGAGUAGCUAUGAUGUAACUCCAGUUAAUUUUCUCACGUUGCAUCAGUUAAUAUUUCUCAAACAGAAAUGGAUCAUACGAUCUUUCUCUUUUUCUUGGUCUACAUCGAUCUGACCUCCGAGGGUCACUAGGUCACAUCUGACCCCACGAGAUGUCUAUGCCGAGCUGGAGGCCCGACCGGAGGUUUUCCCUCCUAUCAGCCAUCCAUCUCCACCUAGGAAUUAUUAUCAAUAGGAACC